AUGGGCCUCUUUUCACGCUGGUUUAGCAAGUCUCAACCAGAGGACUACGAGCAGAUCCUAGCGUCGCUCGCAAAUGACAUUGCGAAGCGCCAGCAGCACCUCUCCGAGAUACGUUUGCGCGAACGCCGCUCGACUCUUGUCUUCUCGGUCUGGGCACUUGCGUUCUGGGGCCUCUGGGCGGGCCUGUGGUACGCAGACUACCUCCCGAAUGUUAGCACCAUGAUUCCAGGGGUGAGUGGUCACUCACGAGAGAGUGCAUGGGAGAAGACGGCGAAGAGCAUGCCGGUGUUUAUGGGGCCGAUCGUGAUUCUCUUCAUGCGGAGGAUUGUGCAGAUUUGGUAUACGAGGGCGGGUGAUGCGGAAGAGAAAGCCCUCAUCGCGCUGCGCAAGAAACAGCGCGAAAAGAUCGAAGAAGUAAAGAACAAGACCAACUACUACUCUACCCGCAACCUCAUCGAGCGGUACGACGAUGGCCCACGCCCUGUGACACCUGGGACGCCGCAGAGGCCGCAAAUACCACAGCAGCAGCAGCGACUGCCGCAGACCCCUGCGCGUCCUGCACAGCAGCUGAACCCGCAGACUCCUGCACCAGCACCAAUGUCGCCCAGUCUACAACAACAACUUUCGCCCUCGCCAUUGCGCCCGAUGCCGCCACCGCGCAAGCAGUGGUUCGACAAGCUCGCGGACGCGAUCCUCGGGGACGACGACGGGACCGGCGUCGGUGCUGCCGCGUCUCGCUACGCCCUCAUCUGCCAAAAGUGCUUCGCGCACAAUGGGCUUGUGAAGGAGAGCAUGUGGGAAGAUGCUCAGUACGUCUGCCCGAAGUGCGGUCACUUCAAUCCCUCCGCACGAGCAAUGCGCGAGGCGCGUAGCAAGUCCGGCUCGCCCGACUCCCGCCCGCCUACUGCCCCUCCCAACACCGUCACGCCCGCACGCCCACAGCAGCGAUACGGCCAGCCAAUAAUGCCCAUGCCCGCGGGCCCGAACGGCGCAGCGAGCUCGGGCGCGAACUUCGCCGGGAACGGCGCGGUGCGGCAGCGCCCGAGGGGGGACGACGCGGCGGUAGUGGACGAGGCGAGCGUGAGCAUGGAUGUGGAUUCAUAG
Rhodofomes roseus is the source of this 1104-nucleotide messenger RNA. RefSeq lists its product as uncharacterized. Lineage: Eukaryota; Fungi; Basidiomycota; Agaricomycetes; Polyporales; Fomitopsidaceae. The transcript is spliced from 6 exons. Gene Ontology annotation, cellular component: endoplasmic reticulum tubular network. Gene Ontology annotation, biological process: endoplasmic reticulum tubular network organization. The record is from RefSeq and is a predicted model, not a curated record. Bases 1 to 1104 code for a protein of 367 amino acids.